Messenger RNA from Drosophila guanche, 6703 nucleotides. Its product is annotated as putative mediator of RNA polymerase II transcription subunit 26. The record is from RefSeq and is a predicted model, not a curated record. The transcript has 6 exons. Lineage: Eukaryota; Metazoa; Arthropoda; Insecta; Diptera; Drosophilidae. The coding region runs from base 102 to 5489 and encodes 1795 amino acids.
CAGCAGAACUUGGCAACAGCAGAGGCUGGCAGCAGCGUCACUGCGUUGGUCCAGGCCAGAAAUAAAUCCACCGGCAACAUUCGGGCGGGCAUUGCAACUAAAUGUUGUUGCUCCUGCUGGCAUUCAUCAUGCGAUUCGUAGACAUUUCCAAAAGAUGUGCGGCCUGCUCCAGGGCCGGCAUUGAUUGCCCCCACAAUGGCAACAACAACAACAACAACAGCAGCAACAACACACGCAGCGAUGCCAAUGGCAAUACGGCCAUGGCCCCAGCGACAUGUUGGCAACAUGUUGCCACGGCUUCAGCCAGCAACAGCAACAGCAGCAGCACCAGCAGCGGCUGUGACAGCAACAGCUCCUCCAAGGAGAACUACUAUGCCCCGCAGCAGCGACAUCAGCAACAUUUGGGUGUGACACCGCAACAACUGGAGCAAAUACGCUUCUACCAGCGCAUGCAGCAGCAGCAGUUGCAACUGUUGCAGCAGCAAUUGUUGCAGCGGCGUCGCAUGCAGCAGCAACUAAGGGAUCAGGGUGUUACAGCUAAAGCCACAACCACAGCGGGCUUGACCUGCAAUCAACAGUAUCUGCGGCAACAAAGAUUGCAACAGCAGCAGCAGCAACAUCAACAGCAAAGAUAUAGCGCCAAUGAUAAUGACUAUCUGAACAACAAUAUUAACAAUCAGAAUAAUAAUCUGAUUGUGGGUCAAGGAACCUUGAAACUUCGACGUGGCAUGACCGAAUUCUCAACAAACAACGAUCACAGGCAACCGCAUUUCAUCUCCGCAUCUCAGCAAAAACCGCUCCAGAACUCACCCAUACACCAGACUAAUCCCCAUCAGCAAACGCAAACGCAAACGCAACCGCCCCAUCAUCCUCAUUUGCUUCAACGCUUAGCCCAACAGCAGCAGCAGCAACAUCGUCAGCAGACCCUGCCCCACAGCAAGCAACAGAACGGCAACACGGCUGCCCACAUUGGCCUAGGAUCGUCUCCACAUUCCCCCACGCUCGGCUACAGGAAUCCCCUGAACAGUCCCACAAUCACCAGCAACAAUUGCUGCUCCCCCUUUGGCAACACGGCGGCUCAGACGACAGCGGGCAAACGCUACCAGCAGCAGCUGACCGAUCGCCUGCUGCAGCAGCAACAUCUGCAACACUGCCAGCAGCAGCAGUUGCAGUCGCUGGGAGUAGUCGCCGCUGGUGGUGGUGGUGCAGGCAGCGAUGAGGAGGACUCCGUCAACGAGGAACUGAGCGAGGAGAGCCUCAAGCAGAAUGUGGCCAUUGUCCUGAGCAAUCUGGACAGGUACAACAACGCCCUACGCAGCAUCAUACUGAAUGAGCAGCUGAGCGGCAUCAGUGGCAGUGGCAGCAGUAGCCUCCUUCUCGACAGCAGCAGCAGUCUGCUGUGCUGCGACAACGACAAGAAUUUUGCAGGCAAUCAACGUUGCAACAACAGCAACAACAACAACAACAACGUGUGGGGCAAGAUGGCAGCCACACCGGAAUCGGACUACAACAGCAAUGCCACAACGCCGGGCGGCAGAAGUGGCAGCGAGCAGCAGCAGCAACAAAUUGGGGUAGGUGGAAUGCUUUGUGGUAAUGGUGGUGGUGGCGUUACUGGUGGUGUUGGUGGUGGUGGUGGUGGCAACAAUCUCAACUGCUCGCUGGCCUCGUCGCACGACUUUACUCACGACAAUUCCGAUUAUCAGUGGUUCCUGGACUACGGCUAUCGGGAUGGCUGCAGCGGCAUGCAGCGCAGUGUCCUCAGCUCCCUCUCGGCCUCCUACAAUGCCAUGGGGGAUCUCAUCUACUACGAGGAUCUGGCCAAGAAUCUGGACGCCAAUCUGGCCGAGGUGGAUAUGGAGAGUUUUCGUGCCGAGGAUAUCCACUCGCUGCUCUCGCAGCUGCCGGCCUACUGCAAGAGUUUGGGCGGUGCCAACAGUCGCCUGCAGCAGUCGCUGCUCCUCCAGCAGCAGCAGCAGCAGCAUUUGCAGCAGCAGCAGCAACAGCAGCAGCUGGAGCAGAGCAGCAACAGCAACAACAUGAUGAUGAUGCCACACAACAUGAUGUCGCAGACAUCCACGACAUCCACCAAUGAACUGAUCGACAAUUCCUUCUGCAAGUCCGAGCUGCUCUUCUCGCCCGUUCGGGAGUCGCACAUCUCCGUGGACUCGCUGGACAUGGAUGCGUAUCCGGAUGAGGGCGAGAUAGUACUCACCUGCAACAAGGAUAACUACACCAUAGCCUUCGAGGGCAGCGUCCUCUACUCGGACGAGAGUUUCUAUGAACCCAAUGACAUGGCGCUGAGGAGCAAACAGAACUGCAUCAAUUUGCACAGCAAUCUGGAGGAUAUUGUGAAGCGCAACAAGGCCCUGGAGGUAUCCAUGUCACGCUCGGCCCAGGCAUUCCAUCCACUGUGUCCACCCAUGUCGCCCAAAGCCACAGCCACAGCCACAGCAGCAGCAACAUCUGCAGCAGCGGCAAAACUUCAGCGACGCUCGGUAUUUCUUGUCUCGCCCGCACGCAGAUAUCCCUCGGGUAACAACAACACGGAGACCAUCACCAUCACACGACAUUUGCCGCAGUGCAGCGUGCGGAAGAGCAGCAGUCUGCCGAAUCUACAAAGCGAGGAGACAUUGCCAAUGACACAAGAGCAGCAACAGGAUCGGCAGCAGCAGCAGCAGCGAGUGGAGCAGGGAGCCGCUCCUUUGAAUGUCUCACAGGCCAUCAGCACCUCAACAAUGGAGUCAUGCAAGUCGCGCUCGAGGAACCUGCUGCCCAUGUGCCAGAUGCCCAUAUCCAUAAGCGUUUCCAUCUCCGAGAGACUGCAACAACAAACAGAUCUGCAGCAGCACCAUCACCAGCAACAGCAGCAGGUCACACCCACAUCCCAUCAGCAGCUGCCACAGCAUCAGCAGCAGUCGCAUCGUCACAAGCAUCAUCGCUGCAGUUGCUCCCACGAGAGUCAGAACUUUUGCUCUGGCUCCGUCUCCUCGGGCAACUCCUCCAAUCCGCCAGCCUUCAAUCUAGUCAAGCUCUUCAUCAAACAGAAGAGCACCAGCAGCGGCCACGAGGAGCCGCUGCUCGCCCAGGCCAGCGCCCACACCUGUAUGGAUGUCUCCUCGGGCUGUUGGCCCUCCAGCGAUGCGGCCAGCUCGAGCAGUGGCUCGCUGGAGCAGCGUUUGCGCAAGAAGAGCAUGAACGACUCGGGCAAGGGGUCGGCCGUCAGUCGCCACGACGAGGAGGAGGAGGAGGAGGGCGGACACUAUGCGGAUCAACAGACGCCCCCAAAGCAGCGUCAGCUGAGGGCACGAGCCGAUGCAGUAUUCUAUGAUGAUGCAGCCAGCUCGAGUUCCACGGGCUCCCUGACGGCCACCAACUCGCCGGCUCAUCGUCGUCGCAGCAUGCCGCUGCGGAAUCCACAGCUCUAUCAGCUGGCGGCAGCUCAGACCUCGACGGCCAGUCAGAUGUCAUCGGAGGCGAGCACAGAGGAGCAACUGACGCAGGUGCCGCGACGUGGCGCAGAGGCUGCCACCACACGGCCCCUGUCCUGUGCGUCCAGCUCCGAGAUGAUAACACGCUCCAUGCAGACAUCCUGCGGAUCGUUGAGCACCACGCGCAGCAGCCUGAGUGAGCGAUACAGAUGCGUGCCGCCCUCCUUCCUGGAGAAGCUGAACAAUCUCGGGGAGCAGCGGCAGGCGCCCAUCUAUGUGAUCUAUCCGAAUUACGCGCUGCCCGACUUGGGCUUUGUAAAGACCACAGCCGCCACCCCGGACGUGAUCUUCUCGCCCUUCAACUACAAGAUGACGCUGGAUGGAACAGCGAACAGCUCCGGAUCGCUGAAGAAGCCGCGCAGCGGCAACAGCACCAGCAGCAGGCAGAGCAUCAACGAGGAUGAGCUGUUCAAGACGAUGGACUACAAGCACAUUGCCGACUGGCAAUCGCUGGCCACCCUGUUGCCAGUGGAGUAUCGCCGGCGGCUGCAGCACAUUCCCGAGGUGAAGCAACUGGUGCGACAACUGGACGCGGAUCUCGCCCAGCGGCCACUGUUCUGUAUGUCUCCGCCACUGCGGAGGAAUCGCACACACAUCUGCGACUGUGCCAAGUACUUCCAGCAGACGCAGGCGGGCCAUGGCCAGACCCAGCUGCAGGACGAGGGCUCCAGCUCGGGGUCCAGUCAACCGCCCAGCUCGGGCUAUCGCGGCUCUUCCACGCUGCUCACCGACUCCGAACUGGAUGCGGAUGCGGAUCCGCUGAAGCAAAUGUAUGUCUACCAAUACGAUCAGCAGCAGCAGAUGCACACAACGCCACCGCAGCCCAUGCCCAGGAGCAUCCUGCGCAAGGCCAACUCUGCGCAGGCGCGCACCAAGCGAAAUUCCAUGAUCGAGGGCGGGCAGCAGACGCAGAAGAUGUCCAAGCUGGAGAAGCGACGCAGUCUGCAGGAGCCGCCCUACAACUACGCUCUGGGCUCCACCGAUGAGCUGCUGGCCGAUGUGUUUGAGGAGGAAGAGCAGCAGCAGGCACAGGCCCAGAGUCCGGCGGUGAAGCAGCGGCUUUCGCGCAAGGAUCUGGACGCCAGGGCACGGGCGGAGAACUUCCUGGCCAGCCUGCCACGCUCCGAACUGAAGUAUUAUGCAGAGAUUGCCUCCAUCUUGGAGACAUCCGGCGAACACGUGCAAUACGAUGCGGCAGCGCUCAAGAAGGAGGUCAGCCGCGUGCUCAGUCAGCAGAAGAAGGUGUCGUUCACCGAUGAGGCGGCUGCCGCCGCUGUCACGGCCCUCACCGGCGAUGCCAAGCGCUUCUCGACGCCGCCCAAUUCGCCCAACAUUUCCAUGGCGGCAGCAAUGCAGCGACGCGAGACCCUGGAUGUGAUGGAGCAGCGGAAGAUCGAGAGCAAUCGCUUCAAGCGUCUGCAGAUCCAAUGGGAACUGAUGAGCAAAGACUCGAGCAUGCUCAAGGAGCUGGCCUGUGAGGCGGCGACCAAGAGUGGCGGCUCCACGCCCACCUCGACCAACUCGACGGGCUCCAAUUCGGCGCCAAGAUCAAGGAUACCGCGACCAGUUAGCUACCCAGCGGGCAGAAGUUCUACACCCACAUCGACGCGUACUGCCGCCACUGUGGUGGCCAGCCCGUCACCUGCACGUGUGUCCGCACCAGCCAAGACUGUCACUAAAAGCCACAACAAAACUCUGUCUCUUUUGUCCUCCCCGCGUUUAAGUAGACUAAGCAGCGCCCAGCAGGAUGCAGCCAAUGGAGGCAAGCCCAGCAGCAGCACACGAUCGCCCAGUCGCAUUGUACCCCCCAAGCGGUAUAGUCUGGCGGGCACACCCACACACACACACACACCCACACCCACAUCCACACCCACAUCUGCGCCGGCAACAGGAAGGGCGCGCACGCCCACCAAUCGAGUGGCAGUAACGGCGCCCAAUACGCCAAAGCGACAGGCAGGAGGAGUUGCCCCAUCGCCCAGACCCACCUCGCGAGUGCGUUGAGCGUCCACACACGAGUCCAAGACCAGGUCCAGUCAUCCCCAAUUAGUCAGCGGCGGACAUUGAAGCGAAUUACUCAACAAAACAUAUUCAACAAAAAGCAAAACAAAACAAAAAUUAACAAUGAAACAUUGUAAAAUUCUAGACUUAAGGCUUUUUGUGUGCGUGCGGCUCUACUGCUUACAUAUGUGCAUGUGCCCCCCUGGAAAGUGAUAUAUAGAGAGGAAUCUGAGAAGGGAUCGGCUGAGAAAAAGAGUUAGAGGGGGAUAUAUUGAAGGGUCCGAAAGUGAUUGAUAUUAUAUUGCGUUGCGGGAAAGUAGCUGAAAUUUCUUUUUUUACAAACUAUACAUACUGAAAAGUCUAUACAUAUGCCAAGUACGCGUAACUUAAACAAAUAUUUUGAUGUAUAUACACACACACACACACACACACACACAGAAGCAACAUAUGCAUAUGCAUAUACAUAAACACAUAUGUAUACAUAGACGCUUUUUCCACUAGCCUACUCAGAAGAUAGGAGAUACAGAUACAUUUCGCAUACGAAAAGGAAAACAAACAAAUUGAGGAAAUUGUAUAAAAUAUUUUCUAUAAUGCGGCAGCAUACUCGUAUAGUAAAUAAUCGACCAGCAAUCGGAGUAAAAGAAGGCAAAUGAAGGUUGGAAAAAUCAGACCACACAGAGAUAUUGGCUCAAGAUUGGCUGAAAAUGAUAUUUGAUCCAGGGUGUAUUUUCUUGCUUGUCGGAGAUAUUAAGAGGGGGGUACGCAGCGGAUGACGGGAAUAGUUUUUUCCACAAUGGCCUUUCAACCACUAGCUUUGCAGUUUAUGAUUUUCUGAUUUGGUUGCGUGUUUUAUUUAUGCCGAGACUUUUGUUUAUAACGAAACGAGCCUUUGCUGCUCUCUCAAAGUGAUUUCAAAUUGUACGAUAUAUGAUUACCCAUACUAUUAAUCUUACUACCUAUGUACUUUCAUUUGUAACUAUUUAAAGCCUAUCUGUCUUCUAUCCACUCUAUCUAUGACAUAACUAUAAUUUGUUUUAUUUAACUGCUGGAAGACAUCCAUCUAUCUAAUUUGUAAGCCCAACAGAAGUCAAAACAGAACACUUUUUCUAUCCUUAAUUGUAUAGCUAUUCUUAUAUAUGGUAUAUACUAUAUUAUGUAUUACGUAUGGAGCGGAAGAAACACAAACACACACAUAUUAUAGAUUUUGCGGGAGCAUU